Messenger RNA from Paramisgurnus dabryanus, 10580 nucleotides. RefSeq names its product kelch domain containing 8B (gene klhdc8b). Gene Ontology annotation, cellular component: intercellular bridge; midbody; cellularization cleavage furrow. The record is from RefSeq and is a predicted model, not a curated record. Gene Ontology annotation, molecular function: protein binding. Gene Ontology annotation, biological process: mitotic nuclear division; nuclear chromosome segregation; mitotic cytokinetic process. Lineage: Eukaryota; Metazoa; Chordata; Actinopteri; Cypriniformes; Cobitidae.
CGCAACUGUCUCAUGUGGGAAGUGCGUCGAUGAAUCGCACUGAAGUUUGGAAAAAGGUCACUCUUUUCCACGGACUUUGGGACAUUUCCUCGUGUUGGACAAAGUGAAAAGGCAUUGCAGACAGGCAUUCUGGAAAAUCCCAGUGACCCCAUCGUAAAGGGACCACAGUUCCCAGAGGACAUUCCUCUUUUCUGUAUGGAAUAAUGUCUGAAGAAAGGAGUUAGAGAUUGGACAACAGGGAUUGCUAACAAAACAGUGUUUUGUGGCAUGUGCCUUGGGCUCAACAUCAUCAGCAAAAUCGUAAUAAUAAAGUCAAAUUGGUUUGGAAACAUCUGGAUAUAAAGCAUACAGAGCGGUGCUUAUCAAACUUUUUCAAGUUGUAUUAAGUCAUCAAGCUUUCAUUUGGCCAGACUGCUGUUUUUAUUCUAUUUAAUUCAAAUUAACUAAACAAAUCGAAAAAUAAGCCAAAUGUAAACAAAUGGCCCAAAUGUUUUCAAUGCCCACAUAUAUAAGUUGAUUCAGUAGUCGAUUAAUAAUCAGUGUUGGUGCAUUUUAUUGAGGAUUUUAUUUUAUUUUAUUUGCUUUUAGAUCACAUGAUAUCCCUGAGCCACACUUUGAGAACCAUUGAUAUAGAGACACGUUCACAUCUGUAGCCUCACAAAUCUCUCUUUCUCGUUUUCAUUCGUCUUAUCCUUUCUAUCUGUGCAUUUGCCCCUGAGGAGCCCUGCAUCUACACGCGCGCCUCAUUCACCCACCUGACUCUUUCUCCCUUCCACGGUAACCUCUCAUACCUUUCCUGUGGUUCUUUCCUCUCUCUCUUCCCUAGUGUAAUGUCCCAUUUAUAAUGAAGCCUUUAAUUAAUGAUGCACGGUUCUGAAUUAGAUUCUGGUUCAAUGACUGCAUGGGACUCUGGAUCCCUGCAGAUGCAGUGACCUUUGGAGAGGGCCAGACUGCUGCUCUGUGAACAUCACUGGCCUACCACCUUUACUCUCACACACACACAUAAUCCAUGUCUACCGUCGAUCUCCCGGCAGCAAUAGUGAUUGGUAAAUGUCAGCGCUCAGGCCAUUGAAUUACAUGGUUUAUUAGAAUUGGUGUUGGGGAUCUUCGUCCAUCAGAAAGGAUCAGGUCAGCCCACAAGCUUUCUUCUCUUCUUACAGCCCUCAGCAAACUGUGGAUCUUAUUUUUGAUUGGUGGGAUUAUCGCUUUCUCUCUGCGCCGGGCUUGAGGGUCUUACCGACACAUUUGGCAGGACUACACAGAAUCCCAAAUCCUGUUACACAUUUCACGUGGAUAAAUUAAAGGAGAUUAUUUUGCGUUAAACUUGCAUUUCUUUGGCCGUUCUUUACAGCACAUGUUUUACUAGCGGACGCCGCUGAAGACAUUUAACGGGCUGGAAACACUGUUUAACAAAGGUGACAAAAAUGAAUAAAUCGUGAAGUGGGAGUGAGAGUUAGUUCUUCAAGCAGAAGAAAACGCUUUAUCCCACCCCUAGCUACCUGCUGGCUCCGAGUGAAGGAGAGCUCGAAUUGAAGUCUGACAGUUGCAGCCUCUCUGGCUCUCGAGCUUCACGGUUUGUUUAUGUAUUUGCUUUGUUGUUUGCUUUUCUCAUCCCCCUGUGCCCGUGUCAUGCUCUGUUGCCGGCGUGCCAUCCUGGAGCAAUGCCUGUCCCAGAGAUGGCUUUGAGCCCGGUGAAGUCGUUGUACUGGGAGGUGUUCCCCCCUAUGGCCACGAACAGAGUGUACUGCACGCCCGUGCUCUGGGCCGGACGGCUGUAUGUGCUGGGGGGUUGCAGAGAGAACGGCUUGCCCCUGGACUCGGCCGAGGUUUUGGAUUUGGAGAGCCAGAGAUGGUGCGAACUACCCCCUCUCCCCACUGCCCGGGCGGGGGCAUCGGCCGUGGCAGUUGGAGAUCAACUGAUGGUCAUGGGGGGCAUGGAUGAACAACAAAGCCCACUGGCUUCAGUAGAAGUGUAUCACCCUGAUGAAGGCAAAUGGGAGAGGAAGACAGGACUGGGGCAACCCUCCAUGGGCAUCACCACACUGGAGAAAGAUGGCAAGGUGUAUGCCUUGGGCGGGAUGGGAGCAGACACGACCCCUCAGGCCUCUGUAAGAAUAUAUGAGCCAACAAAGGACCAGUGGCUACACCUCACCUCCAUGCCGACCCCUCGAUAUGGAGCUUUUUCUUUCUUGCAUGGGAACAAAAUUUAUGUUCUUGGUGGACGGCAAGGCAAGCUGCCAGUUACCGCAUUUGAGGCCUUCGACCUGGAGAUGAAGAGCUGGACGAGGUACCCGUGCAUCCCCAGCCGCAGAGCUUUCUCUUCAUGCGCUGCUACCGACAGGGCCUUCUUCAGCCUGGGAGGACUUCAGCAGCCCGGGCCCCAUAACUUUUACUCCAGACCUCACUUUGUUUCCACUGUGGAGGAAUUCGAUUGUGAGCAGGGUGUGUGGCUGAAGGCUACACGGAGCUGUCGCAUGAGAGAAAAGCGAGCAGAUUUCAUAGCCGGCUGUCUUGGCGGGCGGGUCAUCGUUGCAGGGGGACUUGGUAACCAGCCAACGCCGCUGGCAUCGGUGGAGAGUUAUAACCAGCUGAAGAGGAGAUGGGAAGCUGUUGCGCCAUUACCCAGCCCUCGCUGCUCAUGUGCCUCCAUUCAGACCCAAAACAUGCUGUUUCUUGUUGGAGGGGUAUGCCAGGGUCCCAGCAAUGCCGUGGAAGCCCUCUGUUGGAAAGAGACCGUCUGACACACAUACACUUGAACAAAUACCUAAAUUCUCACAUGCUGUACUCUCCCGAGCAUACGCUCUGGAAACACACACGUGAAGAAGCCAAGAGGACGUGUAUGUAAACAUUUACAAACUUUUCCUGCAGGAGAUGCAUCAGCUUUAUACUUUGAAAUUUGGAGACAAUCUUCUGGAGCUUGUGGACGGUGUUCUGGAUGGAAGACGUUUGGAUCGUAGAUAAGCAAAAAAUAUAUUAAUGCAUAACUCAACUAUCAUAAUAUAUAUUGAUAUAUAAUAUAUGUGUUAUUGAACAUAAAUUUUAUAAUAUAUACAAUAGUGCAUAUAUAAACUAUACACAAGAUAGAUCUGUACACAGGAAGACACACUAGACUCCAGACGCCUUUGAACUGUACAUCUACAGCAUUUUUCAGUAUCAAAGCAGGGUAACUUUCUGGCAAACUAAAGAGGAACUUAGGGCCAUAUCCACCAAGCUGCCAAGGCACCUGUCUAAGGUAGCAUGUUUAGCACUUUUUGUAUUUUUGACAAACAGAGGAUGUGCUGUGCGAGACCUGGAGGCGGAUGCAAGCUUGUGCGUUUUUGUAUCUUCACGUGUGGAACAUUUUGCGGUGUUAUGACUCUUAUACUUCACUAUUGCAUACACUGUAGCAAGAGACAGUUGAGAUGAAGAGAAUGUAAAUCAUCUGGCCAGUCAGAUAAAAGAGUGUUGCGGGUUCAAAACAAGUUAAGCUUUAUCGAUUACCACAUAUAAUCAUUUGCACUUGUUUGUGAAACAAGCAGUUAUUGGGUUUACAGUUAUAGACUUACAUUGAAGGCAGUCUCAACAUGUUUUAUUUAAAACAGUGCAUUAUUUCAAUUACCUUACCCCCACAUACACACAUUAACAGCUUUUUUACCUUUUGAGAGUGUACGACUACAUUAAAUUACCCCAGCAAGUGAUUUUUGCAGAUUUUGUAAAAAAAAAAUUCUUGCAAAUAUAUUUUUAAGUUCAAUCAAUUUAAAAAUUACAAUUAUUUUUAACUUUCUUGACUUAUAUGGAAUUGCUAUAAAUAAUUUAAUUAAAGGUGCAGUGUGUAAUUUUUAAAAGGAUCUCUUGACAAGAAUGCUAAAUAAUAUUCAAAACUAUAUUAAAAGGGGUGUAUAAAGACCUUUUAAUAAUGAACCAUUACGUUUUUAUUACCUUAGAAUGAGAUGUUUUUAUCUACAUACACCGAGGGUCCCCUUAUGUGGAAGUCGCCAUUUUGUGCCGCCAUGUUUCUAAAGAAGCCCUUAACGGACAAACUUUUUUUACUAAAUUGUCUCAGUCGAAGACAUGUUUUUCCGGUGGUGGCUACUGUAGCUUCUCUAUUGGCGCUUUUCCAUUGCAUGGUACCCCAUGGUUUAGUUUAGUAUGGGUCGGGUCAGCUCACCUCACUUUGGCUUUUUUAGCUUUUCCAUCGAGUUUAGUAUAACUUCGCAGUCGGGGGGAUUAUAGGCGUGUUGUAUAUUAGCGCUGCCUGCUGUGACAUCAUACAAGGGAGAGCGUCGUUGUAUAUUCCCAUACAGUUAUUUAUUUCUCAGUCCGCCACAAAAUUAAAAUUGACCACCACAAACAGAUGUUUGCACAUCGCGUUUAUCACUAUACCUCUGUCUCAAAUGACAGUUUCUGUACAAACACCCGCGGCGUCAGCCGACGGCGCUCCGCAGAGCCUCAUUAAGGUUGCAUUUAAGCAUAUAUAAUGCUGACGUGCUUGUCGCAAAUGUUCCGCCACAAACUGCAAGUCUGGAAAAAAACUGUUAUGGUGUCACUGAUUCUCAACCUGUGGAUGUUUUUCAUCGCUAAAUGGGAGUUUGGGAACUUAUAGCAGAGCAGAUGACAACAUGUUUGCUCGAGACAGCGCAAGCUAGCAUUGAGGUAAAGCUAAUCUUUUACAUUAUAGCGAUGACGUGACGAUUCUCUCAGACCAAUCAGUGAUCUACAGUGUUUUCGCGUCACGUUUGGUAUCAGCUCGGGUCGCUUGGAACCUCAACCGAGGUGGUACGAAAUAAAAGUAUUGGGUAUUACGUACUGCACCCAAUGGAAAAGCUCCCAAAAGUAAGCUGACCCGACCCAAACUAAACCAAACCGUGGGGUACUAUGCAAUGGAAAAGUGCCAUAUACGUUUCAAAAGUGAGGGAAGAGUAGUGGACUGAGCCAUGGGUUGCACUUCGCAACCUCACCAUUAGAUGUCACUAAAAUUUACACACUGCACCUUUAAGUUGAAUUAUUAAUUUAUAGCAACGCUAUACUUACUAAUUAAUUGUAAUUUUUUAGUUGAUUAAACUUAAAAAUUUAAGUGAAAAAAAGGAAUUUUACAGUAUAUCUGUACAGUGAUGUGUUCAGGGAUUAAAAUAAAUAUUUAAAAAGCUCGGAUGCAAUAGCUGCUAAAAGGCACCUCCACCUUUGACCAAAAGCUUGUGGCACAAUUAUACGUUUAUCAAAUACUUUUCCUUCAAAUCCACUUAAUCCCGACCUCAGGCCAUUCAGAAAUACCGGUUUGUUGGAAGAAUCUGUUAAACGCCACAUUGAAUUUAAGUGCACGGCAGAAGAAUUGCAUGAACCACGGCAUGCAUACAUCGGAUAUCAAUUGUCGAGCUGCAAGACUUUCAUUUUUAUCAAAUAUAUUAGGAUAUUGACUGGAUUUUUUUAGCCUUUUACCUUUAUUCCCAAAAAAGACAGUGAAGAGUAACUGGAGACUUUUUAGAAGUGUAGAUUUUUGCCAAAAGCAUGUAUGCACUUAGAGGGUUUUGCAGCGAAAGACAGCUUAAUGUUAAAUACCAAUGAAAUUACUAAAGUGACAUAGAAAUUAGGCAUUUCAAUUACUAACUAAUAAUCUUUUAAUUGCCAUUAAAGUUUUUUGUAUGUGUGCUCCCUGGGAAUCAAACCCAUUAUCUUUGCAUUGUUAAUUCAAUGCAUCACCAAUUAAGCUACAGGAGGAAUAUAAAAUUAAGGAGCAAUAUGCAAUUUAUAUACAGCGUUAAUCAACAGCAUACAAGUUGUUGUUUACAGAGCUUAUCUUGUUUUGAUCCCUGAACACUUAUUUAAUACCAGUUACGUCUUAAAAAUGAGUAAAGCUGGAUUAAAGUGGAAUAAACUAUUGACACUACCACCUUGUUAAAACGAGCAUUGUUAAACACCUUAAAAACACAGGAGAUGUUCCCGCUUCAGUUUAGAGAAUGCAGCGCAACCGUUCAAUCCACAAAUGAUGGCUUUCUGCCUUUCGGGUCAUAUUUAAUUAGAAGCUAGAUCCUUGGGGUAAACGCUAAUUAGAUCUAGUCGUUGUGUUUGCAAUAGAAGGCUCACAGACAAGCGUUAACUGUUUCUGAGUGACCCAUUUACACAAGGAGGGAUGAAUGCUCUUAAGAGACAUGCCAGAGCUCAUUUUUUGUAAUUUCGAUGAGCUAAAACCUUAGAUGCUGACCUCACUUGCCUUGUUUUCGGUUCACUUGUGAGGGCCCUUCUUUCCCCCCGCCUAUGCUCUGACGAGCGUAUCGGGUCACUGGGUUUAUUUAGCAUGCCGAAAACAGAACUUCCGCAUGUCAGGAAUUCGGAAUGAAUUCAGGUGCAUCUCUGCGAUGACAGGUCAAUACAAGUUUGAUUUAUUUGGUCUGUGUGGGUUCGUAUAAAUAUCUGUUUACCAUGAGCAGCGAAGUGGCAACCGCAUACCGAUUACUGAUCACAUUGUGGUCUCAGAUGGUUUGAUAACCGGUUGUUAUUUGGCAAAAUGAUGCCUGAAGGUGUAGUAAGCGGUUCAUACAUAUUCAUACCGAGUUAUGGAGAGCUUUGAGUGCGUACGUCUGUUUGUAUAUUCGGAUAGGGUGGUAAAGACCGACACUGUUUUGAAUGUGCUGUCUGACAAAAGUGCUUGCAUUCAAAUGACACAUGCUUGCUCACAAACAUAAGGAUCAAAGCGGCAAACACAUACAAUCUACAUUUAGAUUUAUUUAGAUUCACGCCUCCCUAAUGACUGUGAUAUUGUGCUAGCUGCCGGCGGUCUUGUGCAACAUGUCACAGCGGAAAUGCAAACCCGUGAUAGAUGGAUAUUUAUGGAGUCAUGCAACAGAAGACUGGAAGAUGUAACAUCAGGAGAUGAGCAAAUUAUUUUAUUUUUAUCUUAUUUUAUUUUUUUGGUCACUGAUGUUUUAUUAUUGUGGACUCUGCUGCAAAUUUACUCAAGUUAAUAUCUUCUUCAAUUUUUUUUUAAAAGUUAAAUGUCACUGAGUUCAAGCUCCUAGCACUCCAGUGACUGCUGAUGUGUGAGAUGAUCUGAAAGAAAGAUAAUGCAGAAAGAAAUAAACAGCUAUGUUUUUAAGAUACAAAUUCUGCAGCAUUACUCAUCUCAUCUCAUUUAAGCUGACUAUAUAAAAUAGGAACACUAUAGACUUUGUUUGUUAGUAUUCCUUAAACACUCAGAGGAGAAUUUGCAUUUUCAGUCUGUGAUUUCUAAUUGGUUUUUAGGAAGGUGGGUUUGGAUUUAAGAGUAAAAUAAGGUCUGUGGUCACUGGGCUUGAAGAGGCAAUCCUCUUUUGUUUAAAGGAACAUAAAUUACACACAGUCACGACUCUUAACAUGAAUAAUAAAUGCAAGUUGCUUAUGUUUAUGUGCCCAAUGAAUACACACAAAAAAAAUGCUAGGGGGGGUUCAACCCAGCGUUGGGUCAGAAAGGGACAAACCAAGCUGCUAGGUUAAAUUAACCUAGAAAAUCUUUAUAUUUGACCCAACAAUGGGUAAAAACAAACCAAAUUUUGGGUUAAAACAAUCCAACAUAGGUUAAAUUACAACCCAGCGGAAUAACCUAGCAUGUGCUACAGCAAGUGUAGCACAGCUUGAAAUCCUUAUUAAGCACAUUGUCAGCAACAAUGUACUAUAAUGUUGAAAAACAUAACAGGAAAGUCUCUUAAAGCAAUGUUAACAAAACUAAAAACCACACAAUAAGUGCUGGGUUUUUUUAAUCCACACUAUAAAAAGUGCUUAAAGAGGCAAUCCUCUUUAGUUUUAAGAAACAUAAAUUACACACACUCAUGGCUCGAACAUAAAUUAAUACAUUCAAGUUGCUUGUGUGCAUGUGCCCAAUGAACAGUGGCGCCCGGAGACUUCUCUUCCAAGGGGUGCGAAUUCAAAAUAUGUGUUCGGAGUGUCAUGUGUGGCUCAUCAUCAUUUCAAAAUAUGUGUUUGGUGUUUGUUGCAUCAUGUGAACCAUGUGCAUCAUGCCUCUUGUAAAAAUAUGAGCUUGCUGCAAAUGCAUCGAAAGGAUUUAUGAUAAAAGAGACGCUCGUGUUCACAAAAUACUCGCAAGACAGUAACUUAACACUAUACGUUGAUUACACAUAAGAUUAAGUGAGUAUCUGGCAAAUGUGUCUCUUUUAUCAUAAACUCUUUAGACGCGUCUGCAGCAGGCUCGUAUUUUGACAUCACAUGUGAUGCACAUAAGUUUACAUGACGCGCCGAACACAUAUUUUGAAAUGACGAACCACACAUAUGACGGCAACAUACAUGUUGUGACGAGCUUCGCAUCAUGCGCCCUCGAAAAAGAAGUCAUUGACCUUCACUGCCAAUGAAUACACACAAAACAACGCUGGGGGUCAGAAAGGGACCUGCCCAGCAGCUGGGAUAAAAUUAACCAAGAAUAUUUGGUAAUUAACCCAACAUUAAAACACCCAGCAUGAGUUAAAUUACAACCCAGCAGGAUUUUUGUCCAGCAUUUUUUAAACUGCAUGGUUUGACCAAAAUGUACGAACCCAACUGUUGCGUUAUAAAUGGUUAUUUUAGCCCAAAUGGGUCAAAUAUGGAAUUUUCUAUGGUUAAUUAAACCCAAUGGUUGGGUUUGUCCCUUUCGGAGCAAACCAGCAUUUUUGAGUGUACUUUUGAAACACAUUACACUCUAAAAAGAAAUGCUGGGUUAUUUUCAACCCAACCCAUUGGGCUGUAAUUUAACCUAUGCUGGGUUGUUAUAACACAUUGUUGGGUCAAAUAUAACCAUUUUUAGCUUAAUUUAACCCAAUGACUGGCUCCCUUAUUGACCCAGCACUAGGUUGAAAAAACCAAGUAUUUUUGAGAGUGUAGAAAUUUUGAUGCCUUUGGAGUUGGCCUACAAAAAUGUCACUUAAUUUAUUUUAGCACAGAGCUGGUGAACGAGGGGCUUAACUUAAUGAAUCUCAUAUCUCAUGAAUCUCAUUUAUAGCCAGAAGUUUAAAAUGGUUUACUGUUUGAGUUGUUCAUAUUAGAGGUGCAGCAAAUUCCAUUCAGACAUCUCCACAGUGCUUUAAAUCACUUUAAGGAAUACAAAUUGUUUGACUCUGGGCUUUUUUUAUUCUGGAAUGUUGCAAUGCAUUUCAUCCUUUACCCUUAUUUGUAUGUAAAUCACUUCCGAGUGUGUGUAUUUGAUCACCUAAACUUUAGUAGCAGUUGUUUUGCAGUGAUUCUUCACGUUUCUCCACGUUCUGAAUAUUCUGUGGUGAAUUUCAAAAUUCAAGUCGGUGAAUUAAUGCCGUUUCUCCAGUGUUUUGUGGUUUUACCUGUUUGUUUUGUUCAUUUGUGAGGUAACAGGUUGUCAUGUUGACCCGUGAUACCAGCAGCUGUAGAGAUGAUCUGAUGUUUAUUUAUGAUGUCGUGAUGUCAUAUAGUGAUGUAAUAGUGGUAGCUGAUGGCCUCCGAUACUCCGGGCACAUUUCAGCACAUUUUCUAACUCACAAUCUCCAUAAUAAAUCAAUCAAAAUUCGCAUAAUCUCAUUGCAUAAUCUCCAAUCUAAAGAUAGAUAAGGUUUGGUUUUAGCCCGGAGCGGAAAAUACAAUUGUAGUUCAUGUUUUCCAGAUAUGAAAUAUUGCCAUAAAAGAUUGUUUCACACUGAAGUAGAUGAGCAGAGACACACAGGCGGCCCAAGGGAACUAACACUGUCCUAUGAGAUUACAUUGCACUCAUACACGCAGCGAAAACUGUUUCACCCUCUAGCGUACUGUUGGCGACCAUGCACUGAAUUAACCUUUGUUGUUACACUUUGAAAUACAGGUAUCUGUUAUUCACAUUUUUUAUUCUGUGAAGAAUUAUGGGAUUAUAGAUGUGUUGGUGUUUGAGCACUGUAGUCAUGACCUUUGUGAGAUGGGGAUUUGGUUUAUGUUAAAUAAUGUGAUUUAGUCUGGGAAAACCCAGCUAAAGUCAUGGACUGUGAGUAAAUGAAUGAGUAAAAUGAAACUUUGAUUAUGAGACUUUAGCCUGGAUUUCACAGACAGGGUCAUAUAUUUAAAAUGCUUUAAAAUGCAUUGACAGCUUAAAGGUGUUGUAAAUUUUGUUAACUUCAGCCGCACGGCCUCUUUCUAAACUCCGCCCAUGCAAAAUUGACUGGCUUUCUGAUUGGCUAGAUUUCUGAUCAUCUUAAAAAAAGCACAGACCUGACUCAUUUGUGUUGUUUACAGAGUCAAGUGCUGUCACAGAGACAGGUGUGAUUUCUCAGGACACCUAUUUUCUAUGAUCUCUGUGAGGAAGUAGUGACUUUAUAUGCGUUGUAUUUCAACAACAAAACGAAAGAAAAAUGCUUACAGCACCUUGAUAUUUGUCAUCAGUAUUAAAGACCCUUAGAAAGCAAUAUAUAAAAUAGCAGGAAAGCGGAAUAAAAUCUUUGGUACCAGUAAUCCCCAUUGUAUGUUAACAGAGAUUUAAAUUGCAUAUCACAUGGAGAUCUUGAAAAUGGAUGGGUUAACAUGCUCUGGAUUUAAAUCAGAAUUGUUUGGAAAAGACACACAGUUGCAAGUCCAGUUCAGUAGUUCAGUGCCUAUAUAUGUGAAGUAGUGCCUCUACUACAAUUUCUGUAAUAAAGUCUUUGAACAUU